ACAAAAUGGAAGUAAAAGAGCCACCCCAAGGUGUGACUCCUCCAGUCCAGAGCACCACACGAAGGUCGUCACAACAACCCUCUCGUCUACGAAAAUUUGUCCUCCAGAACAGUGCUGGUUUGAGGAUUCGAACUCAUCCAUCUCUUCAAAGUGAACAGAUUGGUGUGGUCCAUGUCAAUGGCACCAUUGCAUUUGUAGAUGAAGUUCACAACAGUGAUGGAGUUUGGUUACGUCUCAGCCCUGAGAGUAUACGCCAGUAUUGCACUAAUGGGUAUUCAGAAGCUUGGUGUCUGCAGUACAACCAACACCUGGGCAAGACACUGCUGGUACCGCUAGACCAUCCUAAGACUAUUCUAGACCAGGUGAUAACUGACACCAUAAGUCGACGUCGUGAUGGAAGUCCUCGCCGUGAAACUACACUUGGUGCCGAUGGUGCUGAAUGUACUACUGGAGGAGGAGGAACGUACACUGUGGUUAAAUGUGGUGCCUCGGGACACAACAUUCGUAGUCAGCCAAACUUGAAAGCGCCACCAGUUGGAAUGCUUGUCCUAGGAAAUGUUAUUACAGCAGAUUGUGAUGCUAAGAAUGCUGAUGGUACGUGGGUUCGUUUGGAUUCAGAGAGCACACGCAAGUAUUGCUUCACUGAUGGGGAGGCGUGGUCUCUAGCUAUGUCUCGAGGUCACACUCUUUACCUUCAGCGCUCCCAUAGCCACAGUCACCCCUACCCAUCAUCUCUGCCUGGUG
This is a messenger RNA of Homarus americanus (American lobster), 744 nucleotides long. RefSeq names its product E3 ubiquitin-protein ligase MYCBP2-like. Lineage: Eukaryota; Metazoa; Arthropoda; Malacostraca; Decapoda; Nephropidae. The record is from RefSeq and is a predicted model, not a curated record. The annotation marks the transcript as partial. The transcript is spliced from 4 exons. Gene Ontology annotation, cellular component: nucleus.